AUAGUCACCAUGGUUAGGAGUGGCAUGCAUAUGUAAUACAAACUUAAAUAGUGUUUUCCACAAAGUUUGAGAGAAAACAGCAACCACUACUCUAUUAAUCAUAAAUAUGGCAUCCGGAGAAGAAAGGUCUGAACUUGAUGCCAAGGCUAGGCAGGGAGAGACUGUUGUCCCUGGUGGCACUGGCGGUAAGAGCCUCGAAGCUCAAGAGCAUCUUGCUGAAGGGAGGAGCCGUGGAGGGCUGACAAGGAAAGAGCAGCUAGGGACAGAAGGGUAUCAUGAGCUUGGAAGCCGUGGAGGGCAGACAAGGAAAGAGCAGAUGGGUACAGAAGGGUACCAGGAAAUGGGCAAGAAAGGGGGGCUGAGCACCAAUGACAAGUCCGGUGGAGAGCGUGCCGAGGAGGAAGGGAUCGAAAUCGACGAGUCCAAGUUCAGAACAUCAUCUCGCUAAAUGUUUUGUGCUUCAAACUCCUGGUUUCACGGACUAAUAAGUUCACAUGUUAACAGUUUAAGUUCCUAAAUAAGCAUAUAAGCAGUGAUAAGCAGUUGUGGUUGUUCAACUUGUUUGUAAUUAGGUCUGUACAAGUGUUUAAUGAAGUUUCUUGUGGUAGCAGUAGUAGAUGUUAUGGUGGUGUUGGUCCGAGUCUCUGCUGGGUAGUGUUUCCUUGUUUUGGUGUUUUGGUUCUUGUAGUACACGUUGGUGGUGGUUCCUGUAUGAUGGCAGAACUUUAAUGAUAUUAUUGUAUCAUAUGUUGUGGAAUGACGUACUAAAUGUUGCUUUAAUAU
Molecule: messenger RNA, 783 nt
Organism: Cornus florida
Lineage: Eukaryota; Viridiplantae; Streptophyta; Magnoliopsida; Cornales; Cornaceae
Product: protein SLE1
Exons: 2
Coding region: 107-448 (113 amino acids)
Biological process (GO): response to abscisic acid
Cellular component (GO): cytosol
Source: RefSeq, a predicted model, not a curated record